Molecule: messenger RNA, 2903 nt
Organism: Spirodela intermedia
Lineage: Eukaryota; Viridiplantae; Streptophyta; Magnoliopsida; Alismatales; Araceae
Source: the annotation of a GenBank genome assembly
AUGGCGCUCUCUCCGGCGGCCGGGUGGCCGGCGGCCGCGGCGGGGCCGGCCCGCUCGUCUUGCUCUCCUCACGAAUUCCGCCGCCUGGUGGCUUUGGCGUCAUCCAAGGCCGCCUCUGACGCUUCUUCUUCUGUCUUUCGUCUUCCUGGGCUCACCCUUUCGCCGUCGCGGCGUUCCUUGGCCGGCGCGUCACUGAGGAGCUGGCUCAUCCGGGCUUAUCCUUCAGGAGGAUUCUGGGAGGAACCUGACGAUGGGUACGGCAGUGAGUUCGAAGAGAUGAACGGGGAGGAAGACGAGGACGAAGAGCAAGGAGACAAGGCGGCCGGAGAAGUAGCGAGGGUCAACUCAGAGAAGGCUGCCUAUGCUUCCACGGACUAUGCUUCUGAAUACGAGCGACUUCGCCAUGGUCCCUUUAUUUUCCUUCUCUUUGGAAUCCCGUUUUACCAUCCCACUUAUGUUAAAACCUUUGCAUAGCUCCAGGCUUACAUUCGUUUAAUUUGUCUCCAAAUCAUUUGCAAUGACUGAAAAUGUGACAAGGUUAAAUCAUCAGAGCUAUGAAAUCCUGCAGAAGUGAAGGUCAUACUGGUGGGUUUAAUGACAGAAAAGAAACAUCUACUGUGGCCCUUUUACUAUAAAUGGCUUCUUCUCUAAAAGGUCAUCAUCUGUACAAUUGAUGGGAAACGAGGAAGUCAACUGAGUCCAUGGUAGACAUCCGAAAAAGGUUUAUUUGAGAGUUCCGGGCUCAUCAUUUAAAUGGCUAAUAUUAUUUUACUGAUAUAAUAAGAGCCUAGGAUUUUAAUGAUAAGAGUUUAUUAUAACUCGCCAAUGUUGAGUGCAUAAUGGCAUACUUGGGUGAAAUCAAUGGAAAUUAUUCUAACUUCAAAGUUUGAUCGUUCAUCUGGUUGAUUUUUCUCAUAAAAUUUAGGAAAAAAUCACCUGUAAUGAGUGCAUAAUGAGCACACUUAGGUGAAAUAGAGAAUAAUUUUUCUCACUUCAAAGUUCGUUUUUGCAUCUAGUUUUAGCUUUUUCUUCUUCAGAAAAUCGUCAAAGUAAUUUGGAGCACCAUAUUCUUUUCCUUUGUUGAAUUUGGAUUCCUCCGAAUAGACAUCAUUCUGGUGCAAAAUAUGUUCCUUAGCCCAGUUGUCUCUACAUGAAUACCCUGAUGAUGUUUCUAUCAGUUCCUGGUUGUUUGCUACAGUAGUUCAUCGUCUUGGAAAAUGCUUACUGAUUUUGUUUUCUUUCAAUUUUUCAUGCAAUUAAGAAGGGUGAUGAAAUUAUGGUAUAUUCCGGGAAAUAAUGAUUAUUUAACAUGAUUAAUUAUUUCAAGAUGAGUUUAGGAAAAUGAGGAUAUUGAGAAUAUGAUAUCUUGAAUGACCCAGAUGUUAAAUAAAUGAUCCCAUUUAUGUACUCCAUCUUUCUGAACCUUUGGAGCUUUUUUUAUGAAAAAGAUGAAGCCAACUGAGAUUUUUUAUCCUGAACCUUGCAGAGGUUGACUUACUGCUAAAUCCAGAAGAGAAGGCAAUUUUGGAGCAGAAUAAAUUCCCCGAUCUCAGCAUAAUAUCUUGCGUUGAGUUCUUAAAGCUCUGAUCUUUGUUUUUCCCUGGGGGUCAUUUCGUCAGUGAUACUCAAGAACAUGAAACAGACCUAAUUUAGUAGAUUCCAUUAAUAGGAAUAUGUGCUCAAUAUCGUUCUACUUUGAUGCAGAAUAAAUGGAGACCAUUCCAUACUCGGGCACUGUCCGGGCAGAUACCCUUCAUGGGUGUCCUUCUCCAGAAUGGCUUAGACAUUGAUGCCAUUGAUAAGGUAUUAUAUUUUUCUUUAAGUUACCUCGAAUCUACUUCUAAUUUAUCCAAAAUGUGUAAGUCCUGAGUACCUUCAGUAUUACAGGAUGGUUUGACGACCCUCCACCGGGCAGUAAUUGGUAAGAAAGAGGCGGUUAUUAGUCAUCUCCUGAGGAGAGGGGCCAACCCACAUGUCAGAGAUAGGGUGAGUUGAUCAUAUCUGGCCUUGAAUUAUUAAAAAUAAUGAAAUCAUGUAUUAUUUAAGCUUUCAAUUUAUUUUUCAGGAUGGGGCUACUCCACUGCAUCAUGCAGUUCAAGUUGGUGCCAUGCAGACAGUCAAGCUACUGAUAAAAUAUAAGGUCGAUGUAAAUGUUGCUGAUAAUGUGGGUGACAUCGACUCUAGUGUAUGGAAAUAUUUUUCAUUUUGAAGAGUACGGUUUCAUUUUUUAUUUACCGUUUUUUUUUGUGUUGUUCAUCCACAGGAGGGUUGGACCCCCCUGCAUCUUGCAAUUCAGGGUAGGUCUAGAGAUAUUGCUAAGGUAUUAUUGGUCAAUGGGGCUGACAAGAACAGAAGAAAUAAGGUAAUUAUUUAUGGCAUUAAGGAAUUAUUGGUAGCUGAUUAUACCUGUCUUUUAUCUGUGAGUUGACUUUUUAUGAGGAUUCACACGUUGUGCACUUUAAUGGGAUUAAUUUUAAAUUCAUGCCUAAUUAAUAUGUAUGAAGGACACCCGUGUAAUAUUUAUUGACUAUUGCAUAAUAUGGAAUGUAUUAAUUAGACAAUUCGAAAGUUAAUGAGCCGGCCAAGAACAGAUCGAACAGGCUAACUCAUGGAUUAUGGAUGAAUGAAUAAAAUUGCAUAAUUUUAAUCUGUAUUAUUUUGCAAAAGAUCUUGGGAAGUUAACUUUGUGGGUAGAUUCCCCUUUUUUGUCCAAUUCAAAGGUAUUAAUCAGAAAUUUAUGCCUAAUUAGGUUUCAUGAAGGAGCUUCAAAUUCUCUCUAAUUUCCUCUGUUGCUUCAGGAUGGAAAGACCCCUCUGGACCUCAGCUUGUGCUAUGGGAAGGACUUCAAGUCCUACGAGCUUGCCAAGCUCCUCAAGCUCGUUCCUGCAAACAGGGAGCUCUGA